AGAAGCUCAAGAAGCUCGUGUCAACUACUGACUGCGGGCCAGGCAAGAGCUAGACACUCAAGAAAGCUGGACAUCCAGAAGUGGAAGAAGCUUUGUACAUGUGGUUUCUUCAGGAAAGGAAUAGGCAUGCACCAAUUUCAGGACCCAUGUUGGCAAUGACAGCUAAGUUUUUUUAUAAGGAAAUAAUAAAAAAAGUUGAUUUUGUCGUCAUGGCAGGAGAGAAACUUUCUAACGAUGCCUUUUAAAUUAAGAUUUUUGCAAAAGGUGAACG
This is a messenger RNA of Acanthoscelides obtectus, 271 nucleotides long. The record is from the annotation of a GenBank genome assembly. NCBI's taxonomy places the organism in Eukaryota, Metazoa, Arthropoda, Insecta, Coleoptera, Chrysomelidae.